This is a messenger RNA of Pararge aegeria (speckled wood butterfly), 1761 nucleotides long. RefSeq names its product proton-coupled folate transporter-like. Gene Ontology annotation, biological process: transmembrane transport. Bases 277 to 1761 code for a protein of 494 amino acids. Lineage: Eukaryota; Metazoa; Arthropoda; Insecta; Lepidoptera; Nymphalidae. The transcript is spliced from 8 exons. Gene Ontology annotation, cellular component: membrane. Gene Ontology annotation, molecular function: transmembrane transporter activity. The record is from RefSeq and is a predicted model, not a curated record.
AUCGUACAUCGUGAUUGUUUGAAUUUGUAGUGAAUGCAAUUAUAUAUUUCAAUUAACUGUAUCUUUGUGAGAUGUGGUGAAGUGAGUAGUUUAUAUUUUAUUAUUUGUAUAUGUAUACCGACAUAAACGUGGCGCUCAGCGAUUUAGCGUUCAGAAAUCUUAUUUUUUUAAAUAAACAUCUAGCGCAAAGAUAAAUGAUUGACAACGUAACGAACAGAUAAAUUCAAAGUACACUUUAGUUUAUCUUCAACAUCCACGCAGGUAACUAUUUUGGUCAUGACUGAAGACGCAAAGGCACCGUCACCAGAAGAGCAACCCUUGGAUGCGAAACCAAUGAGUAAAGAAGAAUUUGACAACAGGAACUUUUUCAAAAAACUAUGGGACAUAAAAUCAAACAUAACGGUGGAACCCAUACUGGCCGGUCUCAUUAUACCAUCAAUGUUAGCCAGGAUUGCGAUACAGAACUUAAAUUUGGAUAAAGCUUGCCGUGUUAAAUUAAACUACAAUGACAGUAUAUGCGAUGCUUUGAUCGAGAGGCAAGGGAACCUAACGUUCUACGAAGGUGAAGUGCAGAAAGUUAUAUCUUCUAUUGAAACAUGGAAAAGCGUUAUACAAACCGCAGUGCCAACUUUAUUUGUCAUAUUCAUGGGCGCUUGGAGUGACCGCACCGGGAACCGAAAGCUUUGCAUUCUUUUACCGAUUCUUGGAGAAUGUUUGGUGUGUAUAAGCAACAUCCUGAGUACGGUGUUCUUUUACGAAAUUUCCGUUGAAGUUACCAUGUUCCUAGAAGCUAUAUUCCCUGCUAUAACUGGUGGUUGGGUUUUGGUGUAUUUGGGUGUUUUUAGCUACAUAGGUGACAUCACUGACGAGAAAUCGAGGACGUUCCGUGUUGGUCUCGUCAACUUAUGUAUGACAGCUGGUAUUCCGAUUGGUACAGCUUUGAGUGGAAUAUUGUUGACGUUAUGGGGCUACUACGGGAUCUUCACGCUGUCUUUGCUCAUAUAUUUGAUAACCUUCACGUAUGGAUACGUUUGUUUGAAGGCGAAAACUAAACCCGGAAUAGAGAACGAGAAGGCGAAACCAGUUGCCCUAUCUGACUUAGUGUCUUUAGUAAGAGAGACAGUAAGCAUGGCUUUCAAAAAGAGGACCGGAAAUACAAGAAAGAAAAUAAUUCUCACCCUAAUCGUGGUCGCUAUUAUAUACGGACCGAGUCAUGGCGAGAGGAUAAUCACAUACAUGUUUGUGAGAUAUCGACUUAAAUGGGAUGCUUUGAAAUACAGUAUCUACUCCACUUACAGUAUUAUAACGCAUUCCCUAGGUGCGUUGUUUUCUAUCAGCGUGUUCAGUAAACACUGGGGUUUCCACGAUUCCAUGCUUUGCCUCAUAUCCAUAUCCAGCAAAUUAAUUGGCUCAGUCUACAUCGCUUUCGUCUAUACGGACUUACAAAUGUUUAUGGUGCCAAUAAUUGAGAUUCUGAAUGCAACUACUUUCACGUCACUCCGGUCAAUGGCAUCCAAGUUGGUCCGCGCGGAGGAAAUGGGAAAAAUGAACUCGCUUUUCAGUCUAGUGGAGACAUUGGCGGCUCUCGUAUUCGACCCCACGUACUCCGCAUUGUACGCUCGCACCAUACCCAUUUUCACUGGGGCAGUCUUCAUAUACAGCGCAAGCAUGACAUUACCUGCUAUCAGUAUUUUGACGUGGCUCUUCGUACAACACCGUCGAGAAACUAAACUUAGGCGGCGUGAGGUGAUAAAGGAAUAA